AUGGACGUUCUUGGUAAAAUCGUACAAGGCACUGGGUGCGCUGUAGAUGGCACCGUAGCAGCGCAGAAUCCUCUAUCGCGUGCACUAGAUAACUUCGUGCAAUCACAUGUGCGUAAUGUCCCUAGACCCGGGUCCGUGCCGUCAUAUGGCAUGCGCAGUGAGUUGCAAAUGCAAAUGCAGCGUUCCAACGUGCAAAAAGCUGAUGAACAAUUUUUGUCGGCCUUUGAGCAUGAGGCUGCCAGUCGCUCACGCAUAGAGGCCGCUUAUUGCUCAGGUGAGAUGAAGCAGCAAUUUACUUCCUCCCAGCAAGUUUCCAUGGAAAAAGCUUUUCAGGAAGCUCAGCGCACGCAAUUUCAACAAAAAUCGCAACUUAUAAUGGGCAUUCAUACGCCGCACUCACGUACCAUGCAGCAUGAAGCAUGGGUUACAGAUUUUCACUCUUACAAUCUUCACAAAGCCUGGCAGAGUGCUGACAAGAGCAAUCGUGAAAUUGUGGGGAUACAAGGCUAUGCACCAAGGCCUGUGCUGCGACAGUCCUUGAUCCCCACUGAUCACAAUGAAACUGAGCAGAUGGGAAUUUCUUCAGAGCAGAAAAUGCAGGAGACAAUGAAAAAAUUGGAAGCGCAACAGGCGUCUGGCCAUAUGGCACGCAUUAUGAGCCAAAAUUUGGAUCCUAAGUUUCAAAACAGUCAAUUUCUUAAAUUUAUGAAUCAGGUGAGCACGGGCGAGGUGCAAAUUGACGAGGAAAAAAAUGAAGUCAUUAGUGGCGAGCUUAAAAUGGAGGGGGCACUGGAAAGAGCGUGGGCAGACACAUCGGGUGUGCAUUCAGAUCGAGAUCUUUUCUUUGAUAGUUGGAAACAAUCUAGUAAUGCAUCGACGGCGGUCAUGGAGAAAGCUUUUGCAGACGCUCACGCGCAGCCGCUUGAAGAAGAAGUUCAUGCACUGGGCGCUGCUUCUACCGUGAACUUGAGUCAGGCAUGGGGGGAUUCCAUAUCAAAGGAAGAAACAAUGUUGAACAGCGCGUGGGGUGAAAGUGACAAACUAGAGGCGAUCUGGAAUAAGGCAAUGACUGAAGCGCAGAUAACGGAUCCAUUCGAAGAUGCGUGGGAUAAUUCUACUCAUCAUAACUAUACAUACAAGGCCGAAAAUCCAUAUAUGGACCUGUCUGAAAAUUUUCAAAAGGGGGUCGAAUUUUUCAAUUCAGGCUAUUUGAAUGACGCAAUCUUUGCAUUUGAAGCCGAGGUGCAGCAACAUCCCGAUAAUAGCGAAGCUUGGAGAAUGCUUGGCGAGUGCCACGCAGAAAACGAUGAGGAUAAGAGCGCCAUAAUUUGUCUAGAACGUGCGGUGGAGGAGGAUCCUUACAAUUUAAGUGCGCUUCUGGCUCUUGGAGUUAGCAAUGUGAACGAAUUAAAUCCACAAGGUGCCUUGAGAACGCUGAAAGCCUGGGUGCAACACAACCCGAAAUUUCAUGGUCUGAAAAUUCAGGUGGAUGAUUAUAGCGACGGAUCGUUGAUGGACGAAGUGAUGCAGCUCAUGCUUCAGGCACGUGCUCACGACCAUAGCGACUCAGAUGUGCAAGUUGUCUUGGGUGUCUUGUACAAUGUUUCUAAGGAUUACGAUGCAGCGGUUGAUAGCUUCAAAGCUGCAACAAAAUUGCAACCUAAUGCGUAUGCGCUGUGGAACAAGAUUGGAGCAACGCUAGCGAAUUCAGCUCGCUCGCUCGAGGCUAUUCCUGCUUAUCAUCGCGCAUUAGAACUGAAGCCUCGCUAUGCUCGUGGGUGGCUUAAUUUGGGAAUUAGUCACGCUAAUUUGGGGGAAUAUGAAAAGGCUACGAAGUGCUACCUACAGGCGCUGUGCUUGAAUACUCGCGCAGACCACAUCUGGAGCUAUUUAAGAAUCUGUUUCACAUGCAUGGAACGAUUCGAUUUAGUAAAGAUUGCUGAUACCAAAGACAUUGCCCAUUUUCGUCAAGAAUUUAAGCUCGUUGAUCUGUGA
Molecule: messenger RNA, 1995 nt
Organism: Plasmopara halstedii
Lineage: Eukaryota; Oomycota; Peronosporomycetes; Peronosporales; Peronosporaceae
Product: TPR repeat-containing protein
Exons: 3
Coding region: 1-1995 (664 amino acids)
Biological process (GO): protein import into peroxisome matrix, docking
Cellular component (GO): peroxisomal membrane; cytosol
Molecular function (GO): protein binding
Source: RefSeq, a predicted model, not a curated record